Molecule: messenger RNA, 2216 nt
Organism: Manduca sexta (tobacco hornworm)
Lineage: Eukaryota; Metazoa; Arthropoda; Insecta; Lepidoptera; Sphingidae
Gene: NGR-A23
Product: RYamide receptor
Exons: 11
Coding region: 670-2115 (481 amino acids)
Biological process (GO): G protein-coupled receptor signaling pathway
Cellular component (GO): membrane
Molecular function (GO): neuropeptide Y receptor activity
Source: RefSeq, a predicted model, not a curated record
CGCGCGUCUUUUGUAGCGUGUAGCCAUUCGGCUCCGACUGCGCGACGCGGCGAACCGCUUCCGCCGCACCACCACUCCUGAAAACUUUGUCUCGCGCGUAAUAUUUGUGCGAUACGUAAAAAUAAACGCAUCGAGAUAUAAAUGUACAAAAUAUUUUAUAGUAAUCAAUGUAUGACAUAGUGUAAUUUUUAGGUACAUUUCUAAAAACUCUGCGCCAAUAAUUAAAUUAAAAUUAUAGUAUUAUUAAAUUACAUAUUAAUAAUAAAGUGCUAAUUAGUAACCUGUUCGCCGUCGGUAAUCGCUAACACACCGGAGUGAUGUGUCCAACAUAUUGUUAAGAUAAAUAAACCUCAUAUCAAAUGUUUUACGAGCAUAAACAUGUCAUUCAAAGUGAAGUGAUAUAUAAAAAUACCAAGUAAAGUUUACAGAAGUAAUUUCUAUGUGAAGGUUAAAAAAUCAGUAAGUGCGCAAUGUCAACUUUGGGAGCGGGGACAAGAGUGCUAAUCGUUUUGCAAACAAGCUGUAAAGCGGCGGCGAGCUGUGUAUGCUCGUUGUGUGUCGUGUGCAUUAGCAUUGUGACCUAAGAAGGCAUUAGUGAACAAAGAACAGAUACAGUACUUAUCAAACGCCAACAUUCUGUUCCGAAUCGCAACAUCCGCCUUCUACAUCAUGGACACCAGUACGAGUAAUUCCACGCAAGACGAUGAUGCGGACUGGUCACGGAACUCCACCUUAGAUCUUGUACAGAAUGGCUCGGCUAAUGAUACUUACGAUACAUUAUACCCGGUGCCGACGGGGAUGAUAGUACUGCUUUCUUUCUUAUACGGAUCUAUCUCAGUGCUAGCAGUAGUCGGCAACUUCUUAGUGAUGUGGGUAGUAGCGACAUCAAGGCGGAUGCAGAGCGUCACCAAUUGUUACAUAGCAAAUUUAGCAUUAGCUGACAUCGUCAUAGGAUUAUUCGCGAUACCAUUCCAAUUUCAAGCGGCUCUUCUACAACGAUGGCUCCUGCCGCACUUUAUGUGCCCCUUCUGUCCGUUCGUGCAAGCGCUGAGCGUGAACGUAAGCGUGUUCACUCUCACAGCCAUAGCCGUCGAUAGACACAGAGCCAUCAUCACACCUCUCAGCGCCCACACUUCAAAGCGGGUCGCUAAGGUGAUUAUUGUACUAAUAUGGCUCCUGGCAUUAUCACUGGCGGCUCCGAUGGCCAUGUCAUGGGUUGUGGUGAUGGAAGAUGAACAGGAUCCAGUUACGAAAGUUUUUUACAAAAAGCCGUUUUGCGCUCCCAGUGAUUUUGGUAAUCAUUCGCUGGCUAUAUACAGGCUACUGUUGUAUAUAUUUCAGUACAUUAUUCCGCUAUGCGUAAUAACAUUCGCUUACGCACACAUGGCAAUGAAACUGUGGGGGGCGCGCGCCCCGGGAAACGCGCAAGAACUCAGAGACGCAAAUCACAUGAAAAACAAAAAGAAGGUAAUAAAAAUGCUGGUGCUUGUGGUAGCAUUGUUCGCGCUCUGCUGGCUUCCCCUUCAAACUUAUUUACUGCUUAUGUCGUUCUUUCCAUCCAUAAACGAGUACAGAUACAUAAAUGUGAUUUUCUUCUGCUUCGACUGGUUGGCUAUGAGUAACUCAUGCUACAAUCCUUUUAUCUACGCCAUUUACAACGAAAAAUUCAAAAAAGAAUUCAAACAACGUUUCACGUUCGGAAAGAAACAUAAUAGAUUUGCCAACGACAGCUACGAGGACGGUCAAUCGUAUCGCACUCGGAUUCUUUCGUUUAGGUCGACAAAUGACCGAAGCGUUUAUUCAGCUAGGAAGUCUAUCAACAUGGCCCCGGCCGACAACCUUAGAUGCUCCAAACGAAACUCAUUUCAUUACACGAACAAUCAAAAUAGAGAGAAUGGAUUCGAUUAUACGAAUCGUGAUGAAAUAGACGGACGUCAUAACAAAAAAAUCAUUAAUCGAGACAAUAGAAAUUCUGGUUUACGGAGACCUCAUUCAAAAAGAUUGUCGGAAAGGGAAGUAUUGCCGAUAGGAGAUGAAAGGGUCAGUGAACUGUACAUAUUCCCCAACAGCAACAUAGUGGAAUUCCGUGACAUAUCAUACGAUGACAAAGUGUAAAUACGUUGAUUCCAUAAAUUAUUCAUGUAAACAUACGAUACGAUAGAAAUAAAAAAUAGCAUAUACGUAUUACUGUAUUAAAAAAUAAUUAUUUAUGAAAC